AUGCAAGCCUUAUGUCGUCGACGUCUUGUCCCGGCUCCUCUUUGUGUCCGCUGCAGUUUAAAAGAAGAAUCGGUUGGUCAUAUGCUCUCAGAUUGUGACCGCUCCCGUCUCAUUUGGCGUUUAUCUGCCUUGGGCUUUGAUUUCUCCACUGGGCAGGCAUGGUCAUUUGCAGAUUGGUUCAUUGAUUGGAUGAAAAACGUCCCGACCGACGAUCUUCGUUGUCAAUCUUUGUUCCUUCUAUGGAAAAUUUGGAAAGAUCGUACUCCUCAGUUGUUUGAUGAUGCGACACUCCCUCUGCCCCAUGAGGUGUUUCAUCAAGCCCUCUUGCACUUUCAACUGAGCAAUCCCCUGCCUACAUCGACUCCCUUUGAUCUGAUGUCUGAUUUUGAUGAAGAUGAGCUUGAGGAGAUUGAAGUGGAGGAUAGUUCACUGCCUGCUAUGUUGGAUUUGCCUACUGAUGAUUCAUUGAUGGUAGAAGUCCAGAUUAACACGAAGGACCAAACGAAAAGCCGGAAGGUCAAGGCCGUCGAGCGAAAGUCCAAAAAUCUCCUAAGCGGCGCAGGGUAA
This is a messenger RNA of Oldenlandia corymbosa var. corymbosa, 567 nucleotides long. The record is from the annotation of a GenBank genome assembly. Lineage: Eukaryota; Viridiplantae; Streptophyta; Magnoliopsida; Gentianales; Rubiaceae.